AUGAAUAACCAGAAUGUAAAUGAUCAUAAUCUUCUAUUCAUUUCUCAGAUGUACCCGAAUGUCUAUGCUUCAUCAGUACCACCACAAGCAGUAGAUUCAAAACCAGUGCGAGCAAGGAGGAAGAGAAAGAGCAAGACUAUUGAGCUGGCCGAGGAAGGCGGAGAUGGAAGCAAUGGGUGGUUUAGGAAGAGGAAAUUGAGUGAUGAGCAAGUAGGAAUGCUAGAGAUAAGUUUUGAAGUUGAGCAUAAGCUUGAUUCCGAGAGAAAGAACCGUCUUGCUUCCGAGUUAGGGCUCGAUCCACGUCAAGUGGCCGUCUGGUUCCAGAACCGCCGUGCACGGUGGAAGAACAAGAGGAUUGAAGAUGAAUACACUAAACUCAAGAAUGCACACGAAAACGCCGUCGUUCAGAAGUGUCUUCUUGAUUCUGAGGUUCUUCACCUAAGAGAACAGCUUUAUGACGCUGCAAGAAAGAUCCAACGGUUGGCACAAAGAGUCGAAGGUGCCUCAAGCAACAGUCCAGUCUCAUCUUCUAUCUCCGUCGAAGCCAAUCAGACUACGCCGUUAUACGGAGAUUACCAAAUCGAAGACGACCGUGACGCUUACGAGAACUUGUUCUACUCGCCAGAAUACAUUGAUGGAUUAGAAUGGAUGAGCCAACUUAUGUGA
Molecule: messenger RNA, 666 nt
Organism: Eruca vesicaria subsp. sativa (arugula)
Lineage: Eukaryota; Viridiplantae; Streptophyta; Magnoliopsida; Brassicales; Brassicaceae
Source: the annotation of a GenBank genome assembly